AUGUCCAAGACUAUUGAUGCUAAUCUUCAUAACGCCGUGACGAACUGUACCAUAUUGGACCCAGCAACCUAUAGUAGGAGCAAGGGCAUUUACGUUAACUACACUAUACCAGGAAGCAGCUUCAACUAUACGCAGUACUUGCAUAAUACUGACGAUAGCAAACAGUAUUUUAUUGGCCAUAUAAUCCCAUGCUUCUAUGCGUUAAAUGACCAUACAUAUAUCAUGGCCGAAAAUGAUAUCAAUAUCGAACCCAUCAGAAAUGGCCUAAUCGUGGUUUGCAUUGGGGCCCUUAUACUUGUUCUCAUAUUUGUAUGCUUACUAGUUGCGGCUGUCGUUUUUGUUGUACAUCUAUUCAAGAUCGAACUAAAAAGCGCAGCUCGUACAAUCAAUGAGCAAGUGACCAGGAUUACUUCGCAGCUCAGACGAAAACUUGUUACUCAACACCUAAAUGAAAAUACAAUAGCCAAGGCAUCUACCGGGCACUCCCUGAGCAACUAUACCAAUAUGUUGUUGGUAUCUUGCAAAAUGGGGAUUAAAGCCACCAGAUCGUGGAUGAAAACUACAUUUGCUCAGAAAAGAUCAAAAAGUUCUCAAUUCAAAUACAGUUACGAUGUUAAGGAGACAGGUCAUCAUAAUUCGCAAACUGGUUGA
Molecule: messenger RNA, 651 nt
Organism: Umbelopsis ramanniana AG
Lineage: Eukaryota; Fungi; Mucoromycota; Umbelopsidomycetes; Umbelopsidales; Umbelopsidaceae
Exons: 1
Coding region: 1-651 (216 amino acids)
Source: RefSeq, a predicted model, not a curated record